UGGGAAGUGUGCAUUCCCAAUCCCCAGAGACUGGGUCAGCUGCUCUCCGAGGGUGCAGGGCUUCCAGGGAAGCCUCUGGCAGGACAGAGGACGACUGUUUCCCCUGGAGAGGAUGGUGCCGGCAUUAACCAUGAGGAUUUGUUUCUGCUGCAGGACUCCUCACCCAUGCUCACCAGCACCCAGUGCCCMCAGGGGCUGAGCGUGGGGAAAGCAGGCAUUGGGAAGGGGAAGGCAGUGUACCACACCAGUCCAGGCUGGAAGCCUACUGUACUUUUCCUCCCCAGACUCCAAGAGACUGGCUUUUUUGGUGAAACAGGCCCUGAUCUCGGGUUUCUUUGCUGCAUGCCCGCUCACCAGUGCUGGAUUAUGUUUGUCUCCUUCUCCCUUUGCUCCAUAAUUUGGUUGAAUCGUGGUUUCAAGCUGAGGAAAAGGGGCUGCACCUAAGCUUGCCCGGGGCACCCAGACCAGGCUCCUGCGGUGCCAGCUCACACAUAAACAGUUCAGAGUGCUGAUGGGGGAGAGCUGCCUCUGAGRGCCCUCCUCUCCCACCUGGACCGUGCUUCCUCACCCUUCAGAGCCCUUCUCCCCCAGCAGAGAGGAUGGGCAGCACCGACGGCUUCCAGUACCGGGCKCUCUACCCGUACCGCAAGGAGCGCGAGGAGGACAUUGACCUGCUGCCCGGGGACACCCUGGUGGUCAGCAAGGGGGCCCUGCAAGCCUUGGGCUUCAAAGACGGAGAUGAGCAGACCCCCAACCAGAUCGGGUGGAUCCUGGGCGUCAACGAGCGCACCAAGCAGAAGGGAGACUUUCCAGGCACCUACGUGGAGUACGUGGGGCCGGUGAAAAUCGCCGUCCCUUCGCACCGGCCCCGAGUGCAGAGACCCCUGCCCGCCACACCGGGGGCCAGCGGCUGCCGGCUGCCCGAGAAUCUGGAGCAAGGGUCUCCUCUCCCGGACUUGCAGGAGCAGUUCAGCCCUCCCGAGAUUGCUCCGCCGCUCCUGGUGAAGCUGGUGGAAGCUAUCGAGAAGAAAGGGCUGGACAGCGAGAUGUUGUACAGGACAUCUGGCUCCGAACUGAGGCAGGCGCUGAGAACCGAUUGGACUCUGGGUGACCUGGAGCCCCUGGACGUGCACUCCCUGGGCGAGGCGCUGCGAGGUUACCUGCAGGACCUGCCCUCCCCCGUGGUGCCGGUGUCGGUGCACGGAGACAUCCUUCGCAUCCUGCAGGAGAUCCCCCAGCCAGAGAAUUGCCGGAAGCAGCUGCUGCUGGCCCUGGAGUCGCCUGCGGUCCCGCUCCAGAACACGCUCACCCUGCAGUUCCUGCUCCGGCAUCUGGGGAAGGUAUCGCAGCAGGCCGAGAGCAACAGCCUCCACCCUCGGGCCCUGGGAGAGAUCUUCGGCCCCCUUCUCCUCCGGCUGCCUGGCGCCAGCCCAGAGCUGAGCCCUGACUUCUCCGUGCUGUUUUUGGAGACACUUCUGCAGACGAAGGAGCUGGAGCCAGAGCAGUUGCCUCCAGCCCUGCCUCCCAAACCGCCGAAGCCAAAGCCCAGCGCAGCCAGCCUGGCCAACGGCAACAACGCGCCCUUGCAGGACGCCGAGUGGUACUGGGGGGACAUUUCUCGGGAGGAGGUGAACGAGAAGCUCCGGGACACUCCAGAUGGGACCUUCCUGGUGCGUGAUGCCUCCAGCAAGAUCCAGGGGGAAUACACACUCACGCUCAGGAAGGGAGGCAAUAACAAGCUGAUCAAGAUCUUCCACCGGGAAGGCAAGUAUGGCUUCUCGGAGCCCCUGACUUUYGGCUCAGUGGUGGAGCUCAUCACCCACUACCGGCACGAGUCACUCGCCCAGUACAAYGCCAAGCUGGACACCAGGCUGCUUUACCCCAUCUCCAAGUACCAGCAGGACCAGGUGGUGAAGGAGGACAGUGUGGAAGCUGUUGGGGAGCAGCUGAAGGUUUAUCACCAGCAGUACCAGGACAAGAGCUGGGAGUACGACCUGCUGUACGAGGAGUACACACGCACAUCCCAGGAGCUGCAGAUGAAGAGGACAGCAAUCGAGGCCUUCAACGAGACCAUCAAGAUCUUUGAGGAGCAGUGUCAGACACAGGAGAAGUGCAGCAAGGAGUACAUCGAGCGCUUCCGRAGGGAGGGCAACGAGAAGGAGGUGCAACGGAUCCUCAUGAACUCGGAGAAGCUCAAGUCUCGCAUCACAGAGAUCCACGACAGCAAGAUGAAGCUGGAGCAGGACCUGAAGAAACAAGCCUCGGAGAACCGGGAGAUCGACAAGCGCAUGAACAGCCUCAAGCCAGACCUGAUGCAGCUGCGCAAACUGCGAGACCAGUACCUGGUGUGGCUGACGCAGAAGGGUGCUCGGCAGAAGAAGAUCAACGAGUGGCUGGGUAUCAAGAACGAGACAGAGGAUCAGUACUCCAUGAUGGACGAUGAGGAGGAGCUGCCCCACCACGAGGAACGGACGUGGUAUGUGGGGAAGAUCAACCGUGUGCAGGCAGAGGAGAUGCUGUGCGGGAAACGGGACGGCACCUUCCUGAUCCGGGAGAGCAGCCAGAAGGGGUGCUACGCCUGCUCCGUGGUGGUGGACGGUGACACCAAGCACUGCGUGAUCUACAAGACAGCGACGGGCUAUGGGUUCGCCGAGCCCUACAACCUCUACGCCUCCCUCAAGGACCUGGUCUUGCACUACAAGCACACGUCCCUGGUGCAGCACAAUGACUCCCUGAAUGUCACGCUGGCUCACCCGGUCCUUUCCCAGCCACCAGCCAGAUGAGCAGCCCAUGCACAACACAACAGCUGCCUUCAGCUUCUCCCCAGGGCGCYGCUUUCUGGCUCUGGACUCUUGCACCCUGUAUAGUUGAGUCUCUGUGCUCCUGCUCCUUCAGAGCCUCUGAGAUGUCUGUGACCGUUCCUGAUGUCCCUCUUGGUCAGUAGCUGAAACCCGUGUUGGCUGAUGGGACAGAAASGCUGGGCUGUUGAUUCCCAGCGGGCUCCGGCCUCUAGGAGGUGGGAUCCAGUUGUGAUUGAAUUGCUGGGGGCAAGCAGAGCCCCCUCCCCUUCCCUGAUAAGCAGGUCAGAUCCCCUUCUUGCUGGCAGGUCGCCCCGCUACGCAUCACUGUAGAGCUUUGGUUCCYGAUCCCUCGGUGCUGUGACCGAGGGGUUCCCUGCCUGGACACGGGAGGAGGCAGAGGAGGCUCCACCCAGCGUGUGCAUCCUUCACUCUGGCUUCCCUCAGUGAYCUCGCAGGCUGUGAUGGUGUCUGGUACGAGGGGUGCUGCUCUUGCAUGCAGAGACAUUUAGGAAGGAGAGACCUCAUCCUCCACGGGGCUCCCCGGCUGAGAUCCUCGCUCCGUGCUGUGCCCAACCUCRCCACCAUUCCCUCUUGUCAUAACCACCUCUGGAGUGUUGCUGCCUGGCCAGGGAGGAUCUGGUUAGCCUGAAUCUCCCGCCUUAGCUAUGCCAGCGAAGCUGUGAAAUCCCUGUUGGUACCCGUGCUUUUCCUGGCAGGAUCUGYGGGAUGCACAGCCCGUCGUUCCCGGCCGCUUUCGGUGACUCUGCACACGUAACCCGUUGAAGCUGACUGUAGCUCUGUAAAUAUGGUUCUUUUUGUGACCGGUUGCUCCCCUGGUGCUGGUGUUUGCUGAGCCCCCGGUGCCACCCCCAGCGUGGGCAGCAGCUGCCAGGCUGCCACAGCCCCGGGCCCUGCAGCUGGAGCAGGAGAGGGCYGGAGUCCAACGCACACUACGAGCCCUACAUGGAAUGAAGGACCUCCCUGCUGCAGGAGGACACGUCUGUGGGGCCCAGGGAAUGCUGAAAUGGAUCUGCAUGAUGGGGAAUUACGUAUGCAAAGCACUUACAAUCGUGGGUACUGUAUGGGGCUGGGCAGCACUGCCCACCACAGCCGGCUGCUGCGGGCAGGGCGCUGUGUCCGAGCUCAGCGGGCCCCAGGGCAGCCCAGACAGGCCUGGAAGAGCUUUAAAAGCUGAGCUGGGAGUUGAGGCCGUGGUGGCAUUUGCUUCCCUGCCUUCUCUGGGAUGUYUGGCUGGAGGAGAGCGGUCUUGGUCCCCUUAUUGGCCAGAAUGGCUCGUUCCCCCUCCUUGGGACAGGCUGGUGGAUGCCGUGGACUUUGGCGCUCCUGUUUCACGUCGCAGCUCGGGUUCUGCCGGAUCCCUGGGGUGCUCUGCGCUCGUGCUGUGCCUGCAUCCUGUCCUUGAUGUGCCACCUGCAUCAGGGACUGCGCUGUCCCUCCCUCCCCGGCCAGCUCUGCUGCUCGCCUCGCUCUGUUCUGGUCCCAGAUCCUUCUGGAGCUUGGCUUGCUGGGAUAAACAUCCCAUUCCUGYAGCUUGUGGCAGCUCCAUGCUCAACUGUACAGCCCCCAUCCCCUUGCUCUGCUCUGCAUGCCCUCCCCAGGCACUGGGCCUGGUUUUGGGUCUGGUUUGUCAGUGUUUGGUGCUCAGGUGCAGGUUGGAGCUGUGGGGGCCCGGGACAGGCUGUGCUUGGCUUUGGGGAUCGCUGGGGAAGGCUGCCAGGGAUAAUGAAGGGAAUAGUUCAGGGCACGUGAGGGAUGAGGGUACGUGGGAGUGGGGUGGGGAGGUUGGGUCCUCACAGCUCCCUCCAGAGCCUCCUGCGAUCUGAGGAGUGGCUGGGGGAGCUGCACCAGCACUCCAGAGCUCUGUCACUGUCCCACUCUGCUGACAGGGGCACCUUUUGAACCUGGGGGGCUGCACCAACCCUCAAAAGUUUUGUCACUGUCCCACCCCGGUCACAGGGACACCUUUUCAGCCUGGGGGGCUGCACCAACACUCCAGAGCUUUGUCAGUGUCCCACCCUGAUCACAGGGGUACCUGUUCAACCUGGGGACUCUGCUGCUCCUGUCCCUGCCCUUCCAGCACAUCCCACAGCACAGGACAGGCUGCAGGGGAUGGGAUCCUCAGCCUCUCACCUCCUGGGCUCCACACUCCCCCACCAGCCCCYAGUGUGACCUUGGGGCCAGUCCUGGCAGGGGAAUCUGCCCCUGGCUCAUGCCGGGACCUGCUGAGCAUCUGGAAGAGUSUCAGCUUGAAGCUGUCACCUGUCASCACUCGCUUGGUGCUCACCUGGCUCUGCUGCCCAGGGAAAUCCCAGCUUCUCUUUAUCCCUUAUUUUUAUCCUUUUGGCUGAAUUUCUGUUGUUCUCCCCGUGCUGUCCCUUCCUGCUGCCCCGCCACACCCAGGGGGUGUCACUGUCACCCCUGUGCACUUCCAGCACUGCCUUCCCUGUCCCUGGCAGGGCUCUGCCCGCACAUUCUGUGUACGAUGGGGAGGAAGAUGCCCUUCCCCGGGGCUGCCUUUCCCUGACGGUGCUUGUUCACUCGGCUCCCCGAGCAGCAGCGGCCUUCCCCUGCUCUCCCCGGGGUGGAAUCCCAGCCCGGAGCUCCCCCAGCAUCAGCUCGUUGUGAUUUGUCCUUUGCUGCUU
This is a messenger RNA of Malurus melanocephalus (red-backed fairy wren), 5464 nucleotides long. It is a transcript of the gene PIK3R2, whose product is annotated as phosphoinositide-3-kinase regulatory subunit 2. Gene Ontology annotation, cellular component: phosphatidylinositol 3-kinase complex. The record is from RefSeq and is a predicted model, not a curated record. Gene Ontology annotation, biological process: insulin receptor signaling pathway; phosphatidylinositol phosphate biosynthetic process. The transcript is spliced from 16 exons. Gene Ontology annotation, molecular function: 1-phosphatidylinositol-3-kinase regulator activity; protein binding. NCBI's taxonomy places the organism in Eukaryota, Metazoa, Chordata, Aves, Passeriformes, Maluridae. Bases 600 to 2783 code for a protein of 727 amino acids.